Molecule: messenger RNA, 1658 nt
Organism: Papaver somniferum (opium poppy)
Lineage: Eukaryota; Viridiplantae; Streptophyta; Magnoliopsida; Ranunculales; Papaveraceae
Product: protein CHAPERONE-LIKE PROTEIN OF POR1, chloroplastic-like
Exons: 4
Coding region: 473-1336 (287 amino acids)
Cellular component (GO): chloroplast membrane
Source: RefSeq, a predicted model, not a curated record
AGGAGAAAAACAACGCAGAGGGGUAACUGGUGAUUUCACUUGGAAACGAGAUAACAAAUAUAAUGGGCGGAGAAAGGUUCACCUUUCUGAUAGCGCCCCUCUUCCCCUGAUUUCUCCCAGUCCUUUCUCUCUUCAAAUUAUCCAUUCUGUAUUUCUCCUUUAAGAUAUUAGGGUUCAUUCUUCAAAUUGAGGUCUAUUUUCAUGUAUUCAUUCUUGCAGGCAAAUAACAACUUUCUCGAAUAAUCAAUCAAAGAGGAAUUACCCUCACUCAAGUUCAGAAGCUACCAUUCUUGUACCCAUAAUCCACUGGCACCACCUGUUUCAGAAGAAGCGACCCUGUGCUAUGGAUUGUUGGAGAAAACCAAUUCAAGACCGGGAUUGAGCCUACACCGUUUGAGGGGAUUAAAACCCUAGUUGAAUAGAACCCUAACUUUCAUCUUUCUUCUGAGUUUCCGAGAUAUACCUUGGAAAAAUGUCCGUUUCGGGAUUGAAUUGUAAUUCUUCAAGAUGCUUUCUUCGCUCUACAACACUCGCAAGAGGAUUACGAAGUCCUUGCGAUAGAAUUUCACUCAUUACUCAUAGUAGUAGUAGUUUCAUCAAGAAUACAGAACCUCUUCGUCUCAACAGUGGGAAUUACUGGAUUUCUAAUCCAUGGGAACCAAAGGUUAAGCGAAAUUACAAAAUAAAGAGUGGCAUGGAUACUUCAUUUAGUGGUGAUAUGAACUUUGAAUCAGGUGCAAAUGUCUUUCCGAGAAUCAACAUUAAGGACCCAUACAAAAGGCUUGGUAUCAGUAAGGAGGCAUCUGAAGAAGAAAUUCAGGCUGCAAGAAAUUUUCUGAUAAAUAGAUAUGCAGGACACAAACCAAGUGUUGAUGCAAUAGAGUCGGCCCAUGACAAGAUAAUUAUGCAGACGUUUCACGAAAGGAGAAGGCCGAAACUGAAUAUCAAGAAAAAAGUCAGAGACGUUACACAAUCACGCGUUGUACAGGCUGUUACCAGUAGGUUUCAAACUCCUUCCACCAACUACAUAAUAAAGACAGCUUCCGUGUUUGUGAUACUCGGUGUUCUUACUGUUCUGUAUCCGACGGAAGAAGGGCCUACUUUACAAGUAGCCAUUUCCUUGUUGGCAACGAUAUACUUCAUAUAUGAUCGACUAAAGAGCCGAAUGCGAGCUUUCUUAUACGGAGCUGGGGCAUUUGCAGUUUCAUGGCUGCUGGGGACCUUUUUAAUGGUAUCCGUGAUUCCUCCAGUCCUUCGUGGCCCAAGGAGUUUGGAAGUGACUACAUCUCUUCUAUCGUAUGUGCUUCUAUGGGUUUCUUCUGCUUACCUGAUAUAAUAACUUUUAUUAUGCCUAUCGGAUUACAUAGGUAGAAUUUUGCAUUAGAGCCGUUCGGGAACCUUUUAAACUUAGAGGUUAGAGCGCUGAGGAAUUGUGGUUGGAUUGUUAAACUGUCAAAUGCUUUAGCUGGUUUCCAUAUGUAGAAGUUUAUGGACCUAGAUUUUUUCCUAUUGAUUGAAUUCUUAUGCUGUAUAAUUUUGAUUAAAGAGUAACAAUAUCAGUUAUCACUCCAUUGCAAGGCGCAUUCGAGUACUCACAAACACAAAAUCUCGAUAAUUAUACUUUAUAUCAUGGUUCAAGUAUCCAAGAUUUAUUGAUA